Molecule: messenger RNA, 1563 nt
Organism: Talaromyces amestolkiae
Lineage: Eukaryota; Fungi; Ascomycota; Eurotiomycetes; Eurotiales; Trichocomaceae
Exons: 6
Coding region: 1-1563 (520 amino acids)
Biological process (GO): proton motive force-driven mitochondrial ATP synthesis; proton transmembrane transport
Molecular function (GO): ATP binding; ATP hydrolysis activity; proton-transporting ATP synthase activity, rotational mechanism
Source: RefSeq, a predicted model, not a curated record
AUGUUCAAGAGCGGCCUCGCCCGGACCUUCGGCAGGGCUGCCUUUGCCCGACCGACCCCUGUGGCUCSKCGCGCUUUCGAGCCUCUUCGUUCCAAUGCUCUUCCUGCUCUCACUGCUCGAUUUGCAAGCACAGAUGCCAGCCUCGUUGGAAAGAUUCACCAGGUCAUCGGUGCCGUCGUCGACGUGAAAUUCGACUCCGAGUCUCUUCCUCCCAUUCUUAACGCCCUUGAGACCGAGAACAACGGCCAGAAGCUUGUGCUCGAGGUGGCUCAACACUUGGGUGAAAAUGUCGUUCGUACUAUUGCUAUGGAUGGUACCGAGGGUCUUACCCGUGGUGCUUCCUGCAAGGACACUGGUUCCCCCAUCAGUAUCCCCGUCGGCCCUGGUACGCUCGGUCGUAUCAUGAACGUCACUGGUGAUCCCAUUGACGAGCGUGGUCCCAUCAAGGCUACCAAGUUCGCUCCUAUCCACACCGAACCCCCCAGCUUCGCUGAGCAGUCCACCUCCGCCGAGGUCUUGGUUACUGGUAUCAAGGUCGUCGAUCUUCUCGCCCCCUACGCUCGUGGUGGAAAGAUUGGUCUCUUUGGUGGUGCCGGUGUCGGAAAGACUGUCUUUAUCCAGGAGUUGAUUAACAACAUUGCCAAGGCUCACGGUGGUUACUCUGUCUUCACUGGUGUCGGCGAGCGUACUCGUGAGGGUAACGAUUUGUACCACGAAAUGCAGGAAACUGGUGUCAUUCAGCUCGAGGGUGAAUCCAAGGUCGCCCUCGUGUUCGGUCAGAUGAACGAGCCCCCCGGUGCCCGUGCCCGUGUUGCUCUUACUGGUUUGACCAUUGCCGAGUACUUCCGUGACGAGGAGGGCCAGGACGUGCUUCUCUUUAUUGACAACAUUUUCCGUUUCACUCAGGCCGGUUCUGAGGUGUCUGCCCUUUUGGGUCGUAUCCCCUCUGCCGUCGGUUACCAGCCCACCCUUGCCGUCGACAUGGGUGUCAUGCAGGAGCGUAUUACCACCACCACCAAGGGUUCUAUCACUUCUGUCCAGGCCGUCUACGUGCCCGCUGACGAUUUGACUGAUCCUGCCCCUGCCACCACCUUCGCUCACUUGGACGCCACCACUGUCUUGUCUCGUGGUAUCUCUGAGUUGGGUAUCUACCCUGCUGUCGACCCUCUCGACUCCAAGUCUCGUAUGUUGGACCCCCGUGUCGUCGGUGAGGACCACUACAACACCGCCUCCCGUGUCCAACAGAUGCUCCAGGAGUACAAGUCUCUCCAGGAUAUUAUUGCCAUUUUGGGUAUGGACGAAUUGUCCGAAGCCGACAAGCUUACCGUCGAGCGUGCCCGUAAGUUGCAGCGUUUCUUGUCGCAGCCUUUCACCGUCGCCCAGGUCUUCACUGGUAUCGAGGGUAAGCUCGUCGACUUGAAGGACACUAUCCGCAGUUUCAAGGCCAUCAUCAAUGGUGAAGGUGACGACCUUCCUGAGGCUGCUUUCUACAUGGUUGGCGACUUUGAGUCUGCCCGUGCCAAGGGUGAGAAGAUCUUGGCUGAACUCGAGGGUUCUUCAUAA